CCUGAAUGGUUGGUUCGAUGACUACACUUGACGGAAAGGGUUAGAGGCGAUCGAAUCCGUGUAGAAGCAUAUAUCAGCUUGUACAGCUUGAUACAAUAUGUCAAAGGCAUAUUCUGUUCCACAUCCACACGAAAAGUCGUUUGUAUCACAACACACAUAACAAGCUGUCAACUACACGAACAACAUAAUGGGAAAACUUACAGGAUACGAUAUCAAUGGCUCGACGAAAGUUCCAAGAACCCACGGAGGAGUGAGUGACAGUGAAAACAGUGUCCUCGACCAACCACUUCUACAACAUUCGUCUCGCGGCAUGUACCCCAUGGCUAGCAAAUCAAUCCCGCCUACCGCCUUCAAGCCCGGUUUCUGCGACUCGCAAACCCCAAUUGCCGCCGAGCUCACACAAUCGUUCCUUGAUUUUGCCUCGAAACGCGGCGGCAUCAACCUUAAGCAGAUGGGCGUGAGGCCGGGUCAGCGGUGGUGUGUGGAGGCUAAACGAUGGCAGGAGACAUUACAGCAUGAGCAGGAGGCGGGAGUCGUGGUGCCGCCGGUCAAGCUCGAGUGCACGCAUGAGAGUGCGCUCAAGAUUGUCGAGCUGGAUAUAUUGAAGAAGUAUGCUGCGCCUUCGGAUCUAUGAAUCUUGGAAACGUUUGUUUCAGGCAUUGCUAUAACUUCCAGCGCUUUCAGUUCAAAAGUCUUUUGGGGACACUGAACGAAAAGAAAAACCAAGAAGGCAGAUACAUGAGGGCAGGUUCUCAUGCAGGCAGGCAUAUUCAUCAUCUAUUAAACUUAAAUGACGACUUUUCAUUUUGAAUCCAAAUGUCGUCAACUGUUUCUCUCC
Messenger RNA from Boeremia exigua, 838 nucleotides. RefSeq lists its product as uncharacterized. NCBI's taxonomy places the organism in Eukaryota, Fungi, Ascomycota, Dothideomycetes, Pleosporales, Didymellaceae. The record is from RefSeq and is a predicted model, not a curated record. Bases 188 to 634 code for a protein of 148 amino acids. The transcript has 2 exons.